Messenger RNA from Mycosarcoma maydis (corn smut), 810 nucleotides. RefSeq lists its product as uncharacterized. The record is from RefSeq and is a predicted model, not a curated record. Gene Ontology annotation, molecular function: protein-folding chaperone binding; adenyl-nucleotide exchange factor activity. NCBI's taxonomy places the organism in Eukaryota, Fungi, Basidiomycota, Ustilaginomycetes, Ustilaginales. Gene Ontology annotation, cellular component: nucleus; membrane; cytoplasm. Gene Ontology annotation, biological process: protein stabilization. The transcript has 2 exons. Bases 1 to 810 code for a protein of 269 amino acids.
AUGUCUUGGUUUUCAUCACAGUGGGACCGAUGGGCGAACGGCCCCAAUGGAUUUUCGCGCUCCUCUAGUGGUGGUGAUGCUCAGAUUCGUAGGAUCGAGGUGGUUUGGGGUCGAGAAAGACUACAAAUCGUACUUGCACGUACAGCAGAGCCCGUGACACUUGGUGAUCUGCGCCACGAAAUCGCUUCGAUUACGUCUCUGCCUUACGAAAAAAUCAAACUUAUCUACCGAGGACUCGUCCUGAAAGAUGAUCGACUUGCGCUUACCGCGUACGGUCUCUCUGAAGGCUCUCGUAUUGGGCUGGUCGGGAGCCGAGACGAAGGCGAUAAACCCGGUGCAAAGACGUCCGUGGGUGUUGGAGCGUUGUCGGUGGGAGAGCAGAAAGCGCGUGAGAAAAAGGCCAAGGAGGCGGAUACCAGCGAACAAGGAUUGAUGUCGAGGAUCACAGAAGCAUUGGAGACCUCGAGGAAACAGCUAUUCCCCCAAGUGGAGAGUGUAGAGCGAGCGGUCGCCUCUCAACAGGCAGGCACGCCAACACAAGUGUCGGAAGCAUCGACAAGAGCGCCAUCGCGUGACCAAGCGGUCGCGUCAGCGACAGACGCAACAUCGGAAGCCAUGUCACAUGAACAAAUUACCGACGCACAUCGAAGACUCUCAGAGCUGCUCUUGAGACAGCUUCUCGCGUUGGACUCGGUCAACGUCAACAGCGAUACCACGCGACAGGCACGCAAGAUCGCCGUCAAGCAAGUGCAGAGCCAUCUCGAUCGCCUCGAUGCUGCGUAUUCAGAGUACAAGAGCCGCCAGAAGUAG